Messenger RNA from Symbiodinium natans, 753 nucleotides. NCBI's taxonomy places the organism in Eukaryota, Dinophyceae, Suessiales, Symbiodiniaceae. The record is from the annotation of a GenBank genome assembly.
AUGGCCAUGUUUGGAGGAAAGGUCCCGGAAAACGACCCAGACUUAAAACUAAGGACGGCCGUGGACCAGCAGUGUGAAGAGAAGAUCCGGGGCAUCGUGGAGAUGCACUUCCCCUCCCAUACCUUCCUUGGCGAGGAGACGGCAGGCCCAGACCUGGAUGCCACGCUGGCCUCUGGGGGCUGGCUGUGGAUCGUGGACCCCAUCGACGGCACCACGAACUUCGCGGCCGGACAGCCGAUGUCGGCAGUCUCCAUCGGCGUGGCUUUUGAUGGCAAGCUGCAAGCGGGCGUGAUCUACGAGCCCUUCCGGGACGAGCUCUUUGCCGCUGCCCGAGGGGCGGGCGCCACGCUGAAUGGUGCCAGCAUCUCCGUGUCCAAGACGGACACUUUGUCCAAGGCCGUGGUCGCUUCAGGGGCGCCGCCGAAUCCACGUUCUGCCGCGCCGUGCUUUCGUGCAAUGACCUUACUGGCGCCUCCGAAGACCAGGACUAUUCGCAUCCUGGGAUCCGCUGCCAUCAACUUCGCAUGGCUGGCUUGCGGCCGCCUCGACGCCUGGUUCGAGGCCGACUUGAAUAGCUGGGAUUCCGCUGCCGGAGUGCUCCUGGUCGAGGAGGCGGGCGGCGCCGUGACCGACUGCCUGGGGACGCCUUUUGCGCUCACCACGCGGCCGAUCUGCGCCACGAACGGCCGCAUCCACGCCGAGCUCCUUGAGGUCUUGGCCGUCUCGCGAUGUACCGGCCUGGACGUAGACUGA